Dermochelys coriacea (leatherback sea turtle) is the source of this 1362-nucleotide messenger RNA. RefSeq names its product peptidase inhibitor 15 (gene PI15). The transcript has 6 exons. The coding region runs from base 232 to 1008 and encodes 258 amino acids. Gene Ontology annotation, cellular component: extracellular region. Lineage: Eukaryota; Metazoa; Chordata; Testudines; Dermochelyidae. The record is from RefSeq and is a predicted model, not a curated record.
GUAGCUCCUUUAGCCAACAGCUUCAAAACUAGCAGAGUUUUGUUCUUUGAGGGUUUGUAACAAGACACAGUCCUCAUUAUAAGAGUUCACACUACAACAUAAGAAAGAGCUGUAUAAAUUGGGAUCACAGUGUACUGUAUUGAUUUUUGGUAUUACACAGAGAUCUGCUCUCUGCUCUCCUGUCUUAAAGCCGAGCAACUCUGUGGCCUAUCUUCCUCCCUUGGCCCUAAAAUGACAGUAAUCUCUGCAAUCAGUUGUGCCUUCUUAUUUUUCAUUCUAUAUGAAACAAGUGCAAUAGCAUUACCCAAUUCCACUGACAUAUUCCUCUCAAACAAAAAUUUCACUGACAUUGAAGCAGCUUUGACAGUUCACUUGGACUCUGAAAAGAUCCCCAAAGUCAGGCGGAAGAGAUACAUUUCACAGAAUGACAUGAUUGCCAUCCUUGAUUAUCAUAAUCAAGUCCGAGGCAAAGUCUUUCCACCUGCUUCAAACAUGGAGUAUAUGGUUUGGGAUGAAACUCUUGCCAAGUCUGCAGAGGCUUGGGCUGCAACAUGCAUCUGGGACCAUGGACCUUCCUACUUACUGAGAUUCCUGGGCCAAAACCUAUCUGUAAGAACUGGAAGGUAUCGAUCCAUUCUUCAGCUGGUAAAGCCGUGGUAUGAUGAAGUGAAAGACUAUGCUUUUCCAUAUCCUCAGGACUGCAACCCUAGAUGCCCUCUGAGAUGCUAUGGACCCAUGUGCACACAUUAUACACAGAUGGUUUGGGCCACUUCCAACCGUAUAGGCUGCGCAGUCCACACAUGCCACAAUAUGAAUGUCUGGGGAUCUGUGUGGCGACGAGCUGUUUACUUGGUAUGCAACUAUGCCCCAAAGGGCAACUGGAUUGGAGAAGCGCCAUAUAAAGUAGGAGUCCCGUGUUCCGCUUGCCCUCCUAGUUAUGGAGCGGCUUGUACUGACAAUCUUUGUUUUCCAGGAAUAACAUCAAACUACUUAUAUUGGUUUAAAUAAGUUAACACAGGUUUACAUUAUUUUUAAAUAAUAUGGCUGAGAAACAAAAGCUUGUAUAUUGAAUUUUGCACAUAUUAUAUAUAUAUAUAUAUAUAUAUAUAUAUAUAUAUAUAUAUAUACACCCUUGUUUUUUUUAUAUGCUUUUGUAUAAUUAGCUUUCAGAGUACAGUAUAGAUUCAUUUUUAUCUCUUUGGAAUGUAUAACUAUAAUUCUCCAUUUCAGGCCAUGAUCAUGUAGAGAAGGAUAAUCUUAUAGCAUCUUAAGAAAGUAUAACUUCCUAAAGAAUAGGAGUACUUGUGGCACCUUAGAGACUAACAAAUUUAUUUGAGUGUAAGCUUUCGUGAGCUACAGCUC